GGUUAAAGAACUUCGGGAAGGACACGAGAAUAAUAAUAAUAAUAAUAAUAAUAAUAAGUAUAACAUAACAUUACGUCUUCAGUCUUGGAAAAUAUUAGUUUUCAGUUUUUGGCGUCAACUAAAUUAUAUUAUUUUCCAAUAGUUAUUACACUAUGAUUGGCGGUGUACACAAUUUAGGUGACAACAAUUGAUAAAAACACACCACACUAUGGCUGCUUCGUCAGCGGCCGCGGCCGCCGCAGCAGCUUCGCUUGAAGAUUUGGAAACGCAAUUGGAAAUGUUCGUAGAAAACGUCAGGCAGAUACGCAUAAUAGUUACAGAUUUUCAACCCCAGGGUCAGACAGUGUUAAAUCAAAAAAUACAAAAUGCUGUCCAAGGAUUGCAGGAAAUCAAUAAACUCAAGUCUGCCGUUCAAGAUAUUCAUGUACCUUUAGAAGUUUUUGAGUACAUAGAUCGUGGUAGAAAUCCGCAGCUGUACACCAAGGACUGUAUAGAAAAGGCGUUGAACAAAAACGAACAAGUCAAAGGGAAAAUCGAUUCGUUGCGAAAAUUCAAAGCGCAAAUGCUUGCAGAUCUCGGGACCGCUUUCCCGAACGAAGUGACCAAGUACCGUGCUUUGCGCAGCACGAGCAGUGCGGGUGGAUCGGCCGGAGGUGCCGGUGGCGGACUCGGAGGGUAUGGGAGUAAUUUAAUGGGAUCCGGCUAUGGAUCAUCUUCGAACCCGACCACGCCGCUUCCUCCACCGAUGUCGUCAUCGAAUAACCUAAAUCCGUCGUCCAUGUCCAUGAGCAAUCAAUCGAUGAUGAUGGACGGCCAGUCGAUUUUGUCUUCUGGUUCCGGUGGAAACAACAACAUAGUUUUGGACUGAUAUAUUAUAUUGUACCAGCUACUAUUUGGAUUUAAACACAACAAUUAAUUAAUUAUAUAUUCCCACAUACGCCCCAUGUAUUUCCCCGUAAACAUCAAUUUAGUUAAGCACAAGUUGAUUUUCCAUAGGUAAUAUUUCUAAAUCGUCUUAUAAGUAUUGUAAUUAUUAUCGUUAAGUGUAUAUUUACGAGCAGUUGUUUAUAAAUUUUAACUCGGAUAAUAAUAAAUUAGUAUAAAUUA
This is a messenger RNA of Adelges cooleyi (spruce gall adelgid), 1107 nucleotides long. RefSeq names its product mediator of RNA polymerase II transcription subunit 10 (gene MED10). Gene Ontology annotation, molecular function: transcription coregulator activity. The record is from RefSeq and is a predicted model, not a curated record. The transcript is spliced from 3 exons. Bases 209 to 868 code for a protein of 219 amino acids. Gene Ontology annotation, cellular component: mediator complex; chromatin. Gene Ontology annotation, biological process: positive regulation of transcription by RNA polymerase II. Lineage: Eukaryota; Metazoa; Arthropoda; Insecta; Hemiptera; Adelgidae.